This is a messenger RNA of Chroicocephalus ridibundus (black-headed gull), 1664 nucleotides long. It is a transcript of the gene SPIC, whose product is annotated as Spi-C transcription factor. Gene Ontology annotation, molecular function: sequence-specific DNA binding; DNA-binding transcription factor activity, RNA polymerase II-specific. The transcript has 6 exons. NCBI's taxonomy places the organism in Eukaryota, Metazoa, Chordata, Aves, Charadriiformes, Laridae. Gene Ontology annotation, cellular component: nucleus. Gene Ontology annotation, biological process: regulation of transcription by RNA polymerase II; cell differentiation. The coding region runs from base 149 to 895 and encodes 248 amino acids. The record is from RefSeq and is a predicted model, not a curated record.
CUGCUAAUGGAAAAGUCAGUUUUCAUUUGUAAAAUUAAGUACCUCCAAUGUAAGAAAAAAUGUGCCCCUCAGGGGCACGUAAGGCAAGUGGCUCCUCUUCACCACUCAAAUAUCCUAAUUAAAGGAUUCAAGUUUUGAGAUCUAAAUAAUGAGUUUUGCUGACCAAGACUUACUGGGCCAGGCUUUUGAAGACGCGCUAGAAGUACUGCAGGAGCACUCUGACAGAGAAAUGCCCUAUUCACCAGGUUAUAAAAAUUGCCUGACUGUGAUCAACCAUCACCACCACCUCCGAGCAAGUCCCAGCUACUCUGCAGCACCAUCUACAGAAGACCAAGGGUAUAGCUGGAGAAAUGUGGUUAACAGUGCAGGGGAUUUUUACACAGAUGAGACUGUCUACCAUACGCUGCAGAAUACUCCAGAAAGCCAAGUGAUGCAUGCUGCUGCUGGCCAGCCAAAAGCAGGGAAAGGUAGAAAAAAACUUCGACUGUUUGAGUACCUCCACGAGUCUCUGUAUGAUCCAGCUAUGGCAAACUGCAUCCAAUGGGUGGAUAAGCCCAAUGGUGUCUUUCAGUUUGUCUCCAAAAACAAGGAGAAACUUGCAGAGCUGUGGGGAGAAAGAAAGGGAAACCGCAAGAUCAUGACAUAUCAGAAAAUGGCCAGAGCAUUGAGGAAUUAUGGAAGAACGGGUGAAAUCAUUAAAAUUCGAAGGAAGCUGACAUACCAGUUCAGUGCUGUUGUUUUACAGAGACUUGCUCCAUCUUACUUCUUGGGAAAAGAAACAGUUUAUCAUCCGUACAUUCAGUCUAACCAAGAAUAUCAGUGUGCAGAUGACUGGAUCAGUUACAACAACUACAUGUAUAACAAUGGUUAUGCAUUACAGCAUGCUAACAGCUAGGCACGUCCUUCACAUAAACAGGCCUUUGUCAGCUAGUAAUACUUUCCAGCACAGGAACUCUUUUCUGUACAUAGCUUUUCCUUUAAGGUACCAUACAAACACAUGAAGAGGAGGGUUUUAAAAAUGAUGUUGGCCUAGUUUUGCUCCUUUGAAGUUAAUGAUAAAUGGUCAUUGACUAUUGAAGAAAACCAGCAGCUGUAGGGGACGUUCUAUUCUCCAUGACAUUAAUCAGAGGAAUUACUUCAGAUUCAAGCUGGUAUAUCCAAGAUCAGGAUCAAGACUUUUGUCUGUUAGUGGACAUCAAAGACCCCACCCUGAUAAUACUCAUUGGAAGUUUUAUGCAUAUCCCAAACUUUUCCAAUCAGAAUUUAGUGCAUGUAUUCUCUAUCCAUUGGGUGCAUGUGAAUUAGAAAGAGAAGAGAUUUGCCAACUGCAUGAAGCUACUGUCUGCUUUUUCAUCAAUGUUCUUUAUUAAGAGACAUUUUCUGAGUGAAUGCCUGGCUGAACAAUAGAGUCCACAUGAAGGCGCACCUGUUGGCUAAGUUGUUAAUCCUUGAUCACUUAAAUUAACAUAUCUUAGCACAGACCCUGACAUAUGGUAUUAGGAUUGCCAGGUGCACAUUUCACUGCUGGCAGUGGAUUCACUGGGCAAGUGACCAUACCAUGAGAGGGUUAGUAAAGGAUUAUGCUUUUCAUGAAGUUAUUUACAGUUCUUCUCCCACUAAUAUGAGAAGCUGCACUUUCACCCACAAGUUCUGUACUCACCUAA